GACCCCGGAUGUGUUUCCUCCCAGGCUGGCCUCCCCCCCCCACCUUCCGGCCGGAGCCGCCGCUACCGCGGAAAGCUUGACUCUGGUUUCUGAGUCGAUUGUGACCAUGGCUGCCGAGUCUGACGUUCUGCACUUCCAGUUUGAACAACAAGGAGAUGUAGUCUUGCAGAAAAUGAAUCUCUUGAGGCAGCAGAAUUUAUUUUGUGAUGUGUCAAUUUAUAUUAAUGACACUGAGUUCCAGGGGCACAAGGUGAUUUUAGCUGCUUGCUCCACCUUUAUGAGAGAUCAGUUUUUACUCACGCAGUCAAAACAUGUCAGAAUCACCAUCUUGCAGAGUGCAGAAAUUGGCAGAAAAUUGUUGCUCUCUUGCUACACUGGAGCACUUGAAGUUAAAAGGAAAGAGCUUUUGAAAUAUUUGACUGCUGCCAGUUACCUUCAGAUGGUUCACAUUGUGGAAAAGUGCACAGAAGCUUUGUCAAAGUAUUUGGAAAUUGAUCUUUCUAUGAAAAAUAACAAUCAGCAUGUUGACCUGUGUCAAUCCUCUGAUCCAGAUGUUAAGAAUGAAGAUGAAAAUUCAGAUAAAGACUGUGAGAUCAUUGAAAUUUCAGAAGAUAGUCCUGUAAACAUAGAUUUCCAUGUUAAAGAAGAGGAAAGCAACAUUUUACAGUCUACAGUAGAGAGCUUGACAGCAGAGAGAGAGGAAAUGAGAUCACCAGAGCUGUCUUCAGUAGACAUGGGUUUUAAAGACAAUGAAAUUCGUAUCCUCCAUGUGGAAUCUAUCAGUACUGGAGGUGUAGAAAAUGGAAAGUUUUCACAGCCUUGUACCUCUUCAAAAGCAAGCAUGUAUUUCCCAGAAACACAGCAUUCACUGAUCAAUUCUACAGUUGAGAGCAGAGUGACAGAAGUUCCUGGGAAUCAAGAUCAAGGCUUAUUUUGUGAGAACACUGAAGGAAAUCAUGGUCCAGUGAAUGAGAUUCAGAAUCUAGAGGACGCUUUUUCCCUGAGGCACCAGUGCCCCCGGUGCCCUCGAGGGUUUCUUCACGUAGAGAAUUAUCUGCGCCACCUUAAGAUGCAUAAGUUGUUCUUGUGCUUACAGUGUGGGAAAACAUUUACACAAAAGAAAAAUCUCAACAGGCACAUUCGAGGGCACAUGGGCAUACGGCCCUUUCAGUGUACUGUGUGCCUGAAGACAUUUACUGCGAAAAGCACACUUCAGGACCACUUGAAUAUACACAGUGGGGAUCGGCCAUACAAAUGCCACUGUUGUGACAUGGAUUUCAAGCACAAAUCUGCCCUCAAAAAGCAUUUAACUUCUCUCCAUGGCAGAAGCAGUGGUGAAAAACUACCCAGGCAUGAUCUGGAAAAGCAAAACCUACUGUAACUAAAACCACACCUUAUUAUGAGACUUCUCUGCCAGAGCUGCCAUUCUCUCUUUGAGAUAAAGCUGAAGCCUUUUUUUAGAUUCUGAAAACUUAUCAACAGUUCUAACAGACAUUUAUUAUGUUCUUCAUUCAUUUUUUCUCUCUGCCUUGCCUUGGAAAGCAUGGCCACCCUCUGACCAACUCUGCCUCCCCCUUGGGGAGCAUCUCUGCUAUCCACAGGGUCUGCUGCAGCUUCUGCUCUGCCAGUUCCAGGAGUUCCUGCAACUGGUGGUUUUCAGCCUCAAUUUCACGAACACCUCGUCGCAGUUUUGUGCUCACUUCCUUAGAUUUGAUGAGGUCUUCUCUGGCAGUGUACAGAUCUUCUUCCAGCUCUGUCACGUGAGUUGAGAGGACUGCCAGGCGCUCCCUCAUCUGGCUCUUCCCUUUUGACUACUUGUCUGUGAUUUCUUGGAGCUCCAUGAAUAUAGUGGGGUCGUCCUCAUGAGAACCAUCAGAAGAUCUCCACAGAGAUCAGGUUCCUGCAGGUCUCUGCCAUCACACCCUUGUACAAGGCCCUCUAAGCAGAGUCCAGGCAUUCCCACUCUUGAAGGAAUUCAAUGGCCGUGUCCUCAAAGGUCAACCGUUCCUGAGAAAAAGCCAUUCCAGACUCCAGUUUUUUCCUUUUCCAUAGGCCACGUGAGUCUUUGGAAAUUUAUCUUGAAAGUUUGAAAGAUGUUGUUUAUUGUUAGAAUCAACAUACCCCUUCCUGUGCACAACUAUACAUACAUGGAUGACCUCACCAUGUGGAAUAGACAGUCCUCUGCUGCCCACAGUCACAAGAGGGAUUCAGCACAGCAAACUCACAGAGACCAACAAGUGAGGUUUCCGACACUUCCCUUCAGAUCAGGCUCGCCUGGGAGUUUCCUGGUGGCCUAGUGAAUGGUUAGGAUUCUGAGCUCUCACUGUUAUGGCCUAGGUUCAAUUCCUGGUGAGGAAACAGGUCCCGCCAGCCAAAAAACUUUCCUCUAUGUAAGAAGAGGAGGAUAAGACUCUCAGGCCUGGAAUAAGUCAGAGCAGUAAUGGCAACGUCUGAUUUACUUGAGGCAGAGGACCAGAUACUGGGAUUUGAGGUCCCUGGAGGGUUCCACAUCAACCUGAAGUAUAGCGGGGUACCAUGCAGCACAAAUUUACAUUAGAAGCCCUCCUUAAGUGUUUUAUUCCAUAUUUUCAGAAAUGUGCCAAAAGCAAAACCAGGAUGUGUGGUUAUUUUAUCGAGAGUAAUAUUAAGAUGGUGUCAACGAGACAUGGCUUUCUAAUAUCCCUGUCUGCAUGUAAUACAAAAUGUUUUGUUGUUAUAACAAGAUUUAAACAAACUGCAGGGCAAAUCAUACUUUCUAAAACACAGGAACUACUUUUAGUAAAGAAGCCUGACUGGAUACAUCUUAUUUAAAGAUGUUCUGUUCCUCCUCCACUCACCUGAGCUUUAUAUAGAACUUCUGCUACGUUUAGUUUCUGUAGGGCUUCCCUUGUGCUCAGUCGGUAAAGCAUCUGCCUACAAUGCGGGAGACCUGCGUUCGAUCCCUGGGUUGGGAAGAUCCUCUGGAGAAGGAAAUGGCAACCCACUCCGGUACUCUUGCCUGGAAAAUCCCAUGGAUGGAGGAGCCUGGUAGGCUACAGUCUAUGGGGUCGCAAAGAGUCGGACACAACUGAGUGACUUCACUCACUUUAGUUUCUGUGGAAGCCCUUUCACAUUUUAAAAUGUAAUAUACUUUGUACCAUUUAAUGUAUUUUGUGAUGAAUCACGUUGAUUGUAUAAGUGUUAAGUAUCCUUUUUGUGAUGCUUUGUGAAAAAUAAAUUCUUUAUAGAUUUUUAACUCUGGGAAAGAUUUUAAAUAAUCCAGCUCUCAUAUUGGAUAAGAAAAACAACUUCAUAACAUCCAGGUCAGUAGUAGGUCACCUCUCCUUGAGCUUUCCAUAAGUUUAUAUGUAAAAUGACAACUUCGAUUUUGACAAAGUAAGAUCAUUUCCAGGUCUAAAAUUCUUUGAUUUUAUAUGUAAAUCUUCCUGAAUUUCUAAGGACAGAGAAGAUGGAAAAGCCAGGGAGGAGAGUUUUGUGUCUUUAUGAAUGUUGCUACUUGAAUACUCCAUUGGAGGGAGAAUUUUUCUGAAUUAAACUUUUUCUUCCACUGGAGAAUUUGAUAGCACAAUGUUCAGUUUUCUUUCUCAUUUGACCUAUGAUUGGCCAUUUUUAGGCAUGAGAACAUUUUCCUUUCAGAAAUACUUUAUGAUUAAAGUACUCUUAUUUUUGCUUCCUAGAAUGAAGUUUUGUGGGGGAGGGAUGGAGAUGAGAGGGAGAGUAAAAGAAUAGAAAUAAACUGUUUUGUUUUUUAGAAAUUGGUAUCUAUCUUUGAUGUUUGAAAAAAGUAAUGGUUGUACUAUGUUUUUGCUUUAUGUGUGCCUUGUAAAAUUCUUGUGUAAUUUUUUGUAAGCUCUUUGAGACUUGCUUAUGGGGGCAGGGCUGUUUUGUGAAAGUGAUGGUUGUUAUUUAUUAUUAUUUAUUCCUGUUCAGUAGCACAGAGUGAUCUCAGGUCAUUCCUGGGGGAGUGUAUGCUUGCAUGAUGUAUCUAAACAAUUUCAGGAAAAUGAAAUCAUUUUUUAAAAUGCAAAGUAAAGUAUGGCAACGUAAAAUGUUGAAUUUAUUCAUUGAAAACGUUCCCUUUUAGUUCUUUGUGGUUUCUGGUAUGAUGGGAAAAGUAUGCAGUGUUUUGGUUCAGCUUCUUCAUUUACUGGAUUUAUGUAUAAAAGAUCUUGGAGAGACAGUUGUUAGUUUGGUGUAAAAGAAAAUCCUUGCCCUUUUCCCCUGGAUGUAACUAUUCUAUAUGUUUACAUAAGAAAUAAUAAACUGGAAAUGGGAAUGGG
Messenger RNA from Capra hircus (goat), 4280 nucleotides. RefSeq names its product zinc finger and BTB domain containing 6 (gene ZBTB6). Gene Ontology annotation, molecular function: RNA polymerase II cis-regulatory region sequence-specific DNA binding; DNA-binding transcription factor activity, RNA polymerase II-specific; protein binding. Bases 107 to 1381 code for a protein of 424 amino acids. The record is from RefSeq and is a predicted model, not a curated record. Gene Ontology annotation, biological process: regulation of transcription by RNA polymerase II. Lineage: Eukaryota; Metazoa; Chordata; Mammalia; Artiodactyla; Bovidae. The transcript has 3 exons.